Molecule: messenger RNA, 4017 nt
Organism: Gasterosteus aculeatus aculeatus (three-spined stickleback)
Lineage: Eukaryota; Metazoa; Chordata; Actinopteri; Perciformes; Gasterosteidae
Gene: mybl2a
Product: v-myb avian myeloblastosis viral oncogene homolog-like 2a
Biological process (GO): regulation of DNA-templated transcription
Cellular component (GO): nucleus
Molecular function (GO): RNA polymerase II cis-regulatory region sequence-specific DNA binding; DNA-binding transcription factor activity, RNA polymerase II-specific; protein dimerization activity
Source: RefSeq, a predicted model, not a curated record
CGUUUCCUCACAUGGAUCAUUUCCGGGGAGCGCGUGCACCGGGAAGCUCUUGUUGUGUUCUUGAACGCACCCUCUGGUUUUCAGUCCCGGGUAAAUUUCUACCGAUGACACGUCACGAGUUCUUGAACUGUAAAUAAUUUUCACACAUUUAAUUUAGUUAGUAAAAAAAACAGUUCUCAGUUGCUUCUAAAGCCACAUCUACUCCGGCAGCCGAGGCACGAGCCGGGAGACCCGGGAGACACGUCGCGCAGCAUGGAAGAUGAAGGGGGCAGUAAUAUGUGCAUUGACACUGACUCGGACACAGCAGAUAAGAAGGAUGGAACCAAGUCUAAAGUAAAGUGGUCUGAGGAAGAGGAUAAAAAUCUCAAAAUCCUAAUCAGCAAUUUUGGGAAAAAAGAUUGGAAAACCAUAGCCAGUUUUUUUCCGGGGCGGUCAGAAUUCCAUGUUAUGGAGCGCUGGAAAAAGCACCUGGAUCCUGAUUUGAUAAAGGGCUUCUGGUCAAAAGAAGAAGAUGAAAAGAUAGUAGAGCUGGUGGAGAUCUACGGCACCAAAUACUGGUCUUUGAUUGCCAGGCAGCUGAAAGGACGGUUGGGGAAACAGUGUCGUGAGCGCUGGCUUAACCACCUCGACCCAAUGAUCAAAAAGAGCUCAUGGACCAAUGAGGAAGACCUCAUCAUCUACAAAGCCCACUCUAUUCUGGGGAACCGGUGGUCUGAGAUUGCCAAGCUGCUCCCUGGAAGGACUGAUAAUUCUGUAAAAAAUCACUGGAACUCGAGCAUCAAACGUAAAGCGAUGUUUGGCUUCUACAAUGACGAGGCAGACAGCAUUUCCCUUGAUAUUCAACAGUUUGUGGAAGGAGAGGUGGACUUCAAGUGUGACGUUGUAUUAGACCCAGAACUAGUAAUUCCUAAAGUGGCCAGUCCGGUGAAAGAAAAGAAGCCGGUAUGUCAGAAAGUCCAGCAGAAGAAGGCUGCUGUGCCUCCACAGACUUCCCCGUCCCCGAGCACCUCAUUGCCCCGCAGUUUGAGUUCCAGUCCCAGCUCUAGCUCAGGCGCUGCAACAGCAGCUGCGCCAGUGGACCAGAAAAGGUUUAUCAAUGCGGCGCUGAGGAUGAUCGCUGAAGACAUGCUGCCACUCAGUUUUGUUGAAGGCGCAGGCUUCAGGUCAUUCAUGAGUACCAUCAGUCCAGAAUGCAACAAGCUCUCCCAGCGGGUCCUCGGCCUACAGCUCUACGACGAAGUGGAGAGAACAAUCAAGCCUCAGAUCAUCCGUGACCUUAAAGCCUGCCUUGCCAAAACCAAAGAUGGCGAGAGAGCUAUUCAUGUCACGUUUGACCUGUGGGCAGGGAAUCAAUCCAGUCCAGUGGAGGAGCCCAUCGUCGUGGUGCAGCUCCACUUUGUUAGUGAUUCCUGGCAGAUACGCCGUCCUAUUGUAGCCUUCCGCCACGUCAGCCACAAAAACCUCAGCACAACGGUGGCCAGGGAGCUUGAAGGUGUGCUGCUAAGCUACGGCCUCUUUCCUCCCAGCAUUGGCUACAUGCUCGCCAACCAAGCCAAAGAAACACUGGCUGGGAACCACUUGUUCUGCGACUACAAGAUCAUGUGCUCAUCCAACAGGGGGGAACCAGAUGGAGACGAGAUGGUGGCGUUUCUGUCUGACCAGACGCCUGAAACUGAGUCCCCCUUUUCAGAGCUACAGAUCGGGACGAGAAGCACCUGUGUGGCUCACACAUUGCAGGUUGUGAUUAAAGAAGCACUGAAGAACUCCAGGGUGGUGGAAAACCUGCUCUUGCAGGUCCAGAAUGUGGUGGCUUUCUUUAGGAGCAGUGCCCACUGGAGCGAGGUCUUGAUGAAGGAGCACAGCGUUUCCCUGUGCCCAUCCUCCAGUAACUGUCGCUGGAACUCCAUGAUGCUAUCUCUACGUCGGAUGGUGCAGGAGUCGGCCUGGAGUGCCAUCAUGACUCUCCUCGCCCAGGCUCGCAUCGACGCUAACGACACUGCCAGUGCCCCGCCUCUGGUGAUGGCAAAGAGGGAGCAGGUGAUUGACAUCCUGGCGCUCCUGGAGCCCUUUGAGGAGGCCAUGCAGGUCCUGCAAGGAACUGGAGUGACCAUCUCUUUCAUCACACCAUCUCUCAUUGGCCUGGAUAAGACUUUGGAAAGCUGUGUCACCAACUACACACACUUCAACAAGGCCCUGCGCACAGGCAUCCACACACACUUCCAGUCCCUGAUUCACCAGAAGGAUAUGAUAUUAGCUGCUGUGCUUGACCCCAGGAUCAAACUGCAGCCGUUUCCUGAUGCCAAACUGGAGGACGAGACAGGUUUCCUAACACCACCGUCAAAAUAUCAGGCUCGCACAAUCGUGGAAGCCACACUAGUUAGCAUGGGGGCCUUGGCAGCUCCCUUUGUAGAGGCAGAUGAAGUCCAGCCGUGCAAGAAGUUGAAGCAGCAAAAUGGCGAAGAGGCGAGUCGAGACAACUCGCCGAUGGAGGAACAUGGUGGAAGCUCGGAUGAUAACGACUGCAACGGAGUCGGCGAGAAUGAUCUCAAGCGCAAGUCUAUCUUUAACUUCCUCCAGCCACCUGCAAAGACCACGAAGACGGCAGAGCUCGACGUGUACCUUUCCGAACCUCUGUGUGAAAGCAACAGCAGUGUGUUGUACUGGAAAGCUGCAACUCGCUUCCCCCUGCUGCAGAGCAUCGCCAAGAAGCUGCUGGCAGCACCGGCCACCUCAGGGGGCUUCGACCGGCUGUUUCCGAUGGCGGCAUGUUUCGUAAAGGCCAAGAGGAACCGGCUGCCUCCUCACACCACAGAGAGAUUGCUUCUGUAUAAAAACUCUUUAAAGACAAAGUCCAUGAAAAAGCCCAGUCGGGUCGCUAAACACUGAUUGGUUAAGUGAGAGUUGGGUAUCGUUGUUGUUCUCCACCCAACGGACCUACACAUGUUCUUCUCUAUUCUACAAACUAUGAUUCCACACCCAAUGGUCACCGUCCCUCCCAGUGAAAUUACUUUGAAUGUCGUGUUGAAAUAACUGAAUUCCUUUAGCAGUACUAGUCAACAGCGGGAAAAUAUAUUAAACCUAUAUUUGAAAAUGAUGAUAGUCUACUCGGAAAAAUCUCUUCAAUUGCAACAACAGCAUUUAGCACAAUGGCUAAAAUCAUUGCACAAACCGUUCUGUGGACACUGAGAGUAAAAGGCACAUUGCACAUGGUUGUUAUAUUUGAGUAUAAUUCAACACUGUAAAAAUGAAAUCCAGUAUGAAUUAAGAUUCCCUUUAGGACAUGAAUCCUCUGAAGGCCUGCUGCUGCUGCUGAUGUCUAAUAGACAGAAUAGAAGUAGAAAAUUAUCUGACUGACUCCUGAUGAUGCUGAAAAAAGACACCGGCAGACAGAAAUGCUCUUCAUGCCACUGAAGCAAUUUUAAAGAUGCCUAAAUCUGCAAUAAAAGUGCUUUACAUCCCAGCUUCAACAUCCUCCUCUGUCUGUGCAGAAGUGUAUUGCUGAACUCUUUGGUAGUUUAGUCACACUGACUUCAUAACUAGUCUAUUCCAUGUCGAAAUGAAAGAGUUGAAGUGACUAAUAUCUUCAAGUAAAAGUGAUGGGCAGAAAAAGUGCUGUAAAUCUUAUUUGUUUUAAAGGUGUACAGCAGAUGGAUUGUGCAUUAGGUCACUUGGCAGUCAAUUGGAUGAGAGAUUGUCCUGUUACACUUUAAAAUACUGUGCUUAUUAUCUAAGCCUUGAUGGGGUUUUUGUUUUGGUCAGCGAUGCUUUUACGGUGCUGCAAUAAGAGGUUUGGUGAUCUUACUCAACUCUUAACUGGUUUGUAAAGUCCGAUGGGGGUCGAGUGGAACGGUAGGAUGUCAAACAAGAAAGGUUCACGUUGAAUGACUGCUAAUGGGUUUCAAUGCAGUGCCGAUCGUUUAUUGAGCGGUUUAUUGCAGAGUGUGAGCUUGAUACCGUUGAACUCUCCACAUGGAAACAUCCCUGAAUUUGUAUUAAAGAAUAAAGCUAUUUUCUCUA